Messenger RNA from Galeopterus variegatus (Sunda flying lemur), 461 nucleotides. It is a transcript of the gene SUB1, whose product is annotated as SUB1 homolog (S. cerevisiae). Gene Ontology annotation, cellular component: transcription regulator complex; nucleus. The transcript has 5 exons. Gene Ontology annotation, biological process: positive regulation of transcription initiation by RNA polymerase II. Gene Ontology annotation, molecular function: DNA binding; transcription coactivator activity. The record is from RefSeq and is a predicted model, not a curated record. Lineage: Eukaryota; Metazoa; Chordata; Mammalia; Dermoptera; Cynocephalidae. The coding region runs from base 60 to 461 and encodes 133 amino acids.
GGUUCUCUGUCAGUCGCGAGCGAGCAAGCAGGAGGUUGUUCGACUGCGGGAGCGGAGCAAUGCCAAAAUCAAAGGAACUUGUUUCUUCAAGCUCGUCAGGCAGUGAUUCUGACAGUGAAGUUGAUAAAAAGUUAAAGAGGAAAAAGCAAGUUGCUCCAGAAAAACCUUUAAAGAAACAAAAGACUGGAGAAACUUCGAGAGCUCUGUCAUCUUCCAAACAGAGCAGUAGCAGCAGAGAUGAUAACAUGUUUCAGAUUGGGAAAAUGAGGUACGUUAGUGUUCGGGACUUUAAAGGGAAAGUUCUAAUUGAUAUUAGAGAAUAUUGGAUGGAUCCAGAAGGUGAAAUGAAACCAGGGAGAAAAGAAUAUAAUUCCACAAACUCCUCUGGCAAUGGAUCUUCAAUUUCCAAUGUUUCACAAGUCUUAGGGUCGUCGUGGAAAUCCUCAGAAAAGAAGCUAUGA